Molecule: messenger RNA, 1866 nt
Organism: Rosa rugosa (rugosa rose)
Lineage: Eukaryota; Viridiplantae; Streptophyta; Magnoliopsida; Rosales; Rosaceae
Product: calcium uptake protein, mitochondrial-like
Exons: 7
Coding region: 131-1591 (486 amino acids)
Biological process (GO): mitochondrial calcium ion homeostasis; calcium import into the mitochondrion
Cellular component (GO): uniplex complex
Molecular function (GO): calcium ion binding
Source: RefSeq, a predicted model, not a curated record
CACUCAUUCUCUUUGUGACGAAGAAUUAAUCAAUCUCUCGCCCAUUUUCAGUUUCUGUAAGAAUUGCUAGAACUAAUUGAAGCUCCAUCUUUCAGUAACCAAACCAUAGCUAGAGAUCGAGAUUCAUAUUAUGUUUUCUUGGGCAUCUUCAAGAAGAUCUUCAGGGGUUGUUUUGGGUGUUCAACGACUCGGCUCUCGCACAUUGUUCAGUAAAUCACAACCCUCAUCAUCGCCAUCUUCGUCUUCUUCGAUCAGCCCAUCAUGUGGUGGCAGUUUUGUCUGUAAUAGUGAGUACAAUCACAAGAGUAGAUCAGGUUCCUCCAAUAAGGGUGGUAAAUUUGAUUUGAUUCAGAGGUCAGUUUCUUCAGGGGUUCUAAUUCUCGGGUCAAGCAUAGGCUAUUCUUAUUGGUCAUCUUCUACCUUGGAUCCAAACGCCUCUGUUUGUUUUGCUGAUUCCAAAGAGGAGGCAGCUGCAUGGGCAAUCGAGCAGGACCCAGAACAAUUCAAGUCCCUCUUUUCAAAUACAUUUAGGAGAAAGAAGUUCUUUACGUAUGAAAAAAAGAUAAGAGAGCGAAGUACCCCUGAAAAGAUUUUUAGUUACUUUGCAUCAGUUCGAACCCCUAGCGGAGAGUGCUUUAUGACUCCGGGGGACUUGAUGCGAGCUGUUGUUCCUGUGUUUCCUCCCUAUGAUUCAAAUCGGGUUCGAGAAGGCUCUUUAAGAGGGGAAAAUGUUCCUGGAGAAUUGCAAUGUGCUCCUUCUAAAUUCUUCAUGCUUUUCGACACUGAUGGUGAUGGCCUCAUUUCAUUUCAAGAGUACAUGUUUUUCGUCACUCUCCUCAGCAUUCCUGAAUCGAGUUUUACUGUGGCUUUUAAAAUGUUCGAUCUUGACAACAGUGGAGACAUUGAUAAGGAAGAGUUUAACAGAGUUAUGGCAUUGAUGCGAAAUCACAACAAUAAAAUCAAGGACGGCCACAGGGUCAAAGUUGGUGUAGAAGAGGGAGGAAUACUCGAGUACUUCUUCGGCAAAGACGGCAAAAAAGGCCUCAAGCAUGAAAGAUUUGUUCAGUUUUUCAGGGAUUUACACGAGGAAAUGUUGCGCUUGGAGUUUGCUCAUUAUGACUACAAAUCAAAAGGAACCAUAACAGCUAAAGAUUUUGCCUUGUCCUUGGUUGCAUCUGCUGAUCUCAGUGACUUAUACAAGUUGCUUGAUCGUGUUGACGAUAUUAACAACGCCCCACGUCUUAACAACAUACAAAUUACAUACAAGGAAUUUAAAGAUUUUGCAGAGCUACGCAAGAAUUUGCAGUCUUUCUCUUUGGCCAUUUUCAGCUACGGCGAGGUUAAUGGGGUUUUGACAAAAUCAGAUCUCCAGAGAGCAGCUUCCAAAGUAUGUGGCAUCAAUGUUACAGACAAUGUGAUGGACAUAAUCUUCCAUGUAUUUGAUGCAAACGGUGAUGGUGACCUAAGUGCGAAUGAGUUUGUCAAAGUUUUACAGAACCGUGGAGGUGAACCUGUAGAGUCAGGCCUCAGGGGAUUCCUAACUUGCUUCUUAAACUGUGCAACUAAAAGCUGCUCCUACGCUCAGACCUGAUCACCCUGAAAAACCCAUUCUCCUUAGACCUUAGCAAUGCCAUAUAUGGCUCUAAUCUUGGGUUAAAAGUUGAAGGCUGUACGUACUCAGAAUCUUUCUGCUGCGUGAUUGAGAUAGUAUAUAAAUACCAGCAGGCUGAUAUUGCAUAUAGACCACUUAUUUCAAUUGCAGAUUUACUUUGUCACAUAGGUGAUUGUAACCGUUUAGCUAAAUCAGUCGAAACCUAUGGUCUUUACAGAUCAUCUUCAUCAUUCAUGUACAAAUAUUUUCUGAUA